This is a messenger RNA of Alternaria rosae, 1059 nucleotides long. RefSeq lists its product as uncharacterized. Bases 1 to 1059 code for a protein of 352 amino acids. The transcript has 2 exons. Lineage: Eukaryota; Fungi; Ascomycota; Dothideomycetes; Pleosporales; Pleosporaceae. The record is from RefSeq and is a predicted model, not a curated record.
AUGCCUUCGCCAUAUCUGCUAUCAUCAGAAUCACCUGCGCCGCCAGUUGCAACCUCUGCCGCGGCUUCAGUCCCGCCAAUCUCAACCACGUCACUGGCAGCAUCUAUGAUCAGUAGCGCCUUCUCCGCACCAAGCUCUGCUGAUGACGCGGAGUUGCAGAGGGCUAUUAUGCAUUCUAUUCUCACCCACGAACAUGAGGAGGGGACAUGCAGACAUCUAGACAUUAACGGCUGGGAGCUUCAUGACCUUGAGGCCAGCGACGAUUAUCUAGAUGGCCUGUCAGAUUCGGCACUACUCCAGGUUGCUGAUGCCCAGCAAUCAGACACCAAUAGCCAGCACUCACGUACCGAUGCCCAGCACCCAGACACUCAUGCCCCGCUCGAAGCCGGCGACGACCACCUAGCAGAGUCUGGCGACAGCGACUAUCUAGAGGACCUAGCAAAUUCUAGGCUACUCAAGACUGUCGGUAGAGUGCCAGGCGAACAGCUUCUCAAUGCUGAGGCAAGCCGAGAUGAUGUGAUCAACGAUGUCCACCCAAUGUUCCCUAAGCUUUCUCCCAAUAAUCCACGCAUUCGACGCUUCAAGAACAGUGUCUCAAAAGCACAGCAUGUACCACAUGUUAUACCAUCAAGGCAGAUAUCGCCUGCAUGCUGGGCAUCUAUUGACCCUGUUGUUGAUGCAUGGUGGGAUGACGGAAUUGAGGAUGAGCCUAUCCUCGCUAACCCACCUUCCUGGUUGCUACAGGCGAAAGAGAAGAGGCUGAAGUGUUCGGGUACCCUAGAUUCCCCCUUGCUGAUCGUUGGCACGUAUCCUACAGCGGCAACGUAUUCGACUGUCCACCCCAACGUUGCGACGACCGACGACCCAUCCAAUCAGUCGAUGAACGCAGUAAUCCGCAAAUUUGGACACUCGCUGCCUACUAACACACGCCCAUCGAUGGCGAUCCUAGAUUGGGUCCCAAUCAGGAUGCAUCGCGGCGACAUCGCCAGGUCGCGGCCCGGCCAACAUACCAGCAAGGAUCCAUUCCGCUAUCUGCCUCCCAAUCUCCUCAAGCAUUGA